GGCGCACUCCUCUUCCCUCAUUGGCGGCGGCGCAUUAGUCUACACCCUUUUUUGUUUGUUUGUGCGGGGGAAAUCGUUUUCACCUUUGCCUCUGGCGCGUGCAAAACAUAUGUGAGAAAAGUAGGAAAUAACUUAACACUAGAGUGUAUGUGAUUGCAGACUAAAAUCCCUUAUCGAUGGAGUUGAAAGAGAUUCAGAGACUAGAAGGUCACACCGAUAGGGUUUGGAGCUUGGAUUGGAACCCUGCCACCGGUCACGCCGGUAUCCCACUCGUCUUUGCUUCUUGCAGCGGCGACAAAACCGUCCGAAUCUGGGAGCAGAACCUCUCCUCUGGCCUUUGGGCCUCAAAGGCCGUUUUGGAAGAAACGCACACUCGAACCGUUCGAUCGUGCUCGUGGUCACCGUCGGGGAAACUCUUGGCAACUGCAAGCUUCGAUGCCACCACUGCCAUAUGGGAGAAUGUUGGCGGUGAUUUUGAGUGCGUCUCUACUUUGGAGGGACAUGAGAAUGAAGUAAAGAGUGUGUCGUGGAAUGCGUCUGGAACGUUGCUUGCGACAUGUAGUAGGGAUAAAUCGGUUUGGAUAUGGGAAGUGCAACCGGGGAAUGAGUUUGAGUGUGUGUCAGUUUUGCAAGGACAUACGCAGGAUGUGAAAAUGGUGAAGUGGCAUCCCACCGAGGAUAUCUUAUUUUCGUGUAGCUAUGAUAAUAAUGUUAAGGUUUGGGCAGAUGAAGGUGAUAGUGAUGAUUGGCAGUGUGUUCAAACUCUUGGAGAACCCAAUAAUGGUCACACUUCUACUAUUUGGGCCCUCUCCUUCAAUGCUAGUGGAGACAAAAUGGUUACCUGUAGUGACGAUCUUACCCUGAAGGUAUGGGAAUCAGAAAACAUCGGGAUGCAAUCUGGUGGUGGAUUUGCACCUUGGAGGCAUCUUUGCACUCUUUCAGGGUAUCAUGAUCGGACUAUUUUCUCUGUUCAUUGGUCAAGAGAAGGUAUCUUUGCCAGUGGAGCUGCUGAUGAUGCUAUACGGCUUUUUGUGGAUGACAGUGAAAGUCAGGUUGGUGGUCCUCUGUACAAGUUGCUGCUGAAGAAGGAGAAGGCCCAUGACAUGGAUGUAAAUUCGGUGCAGUGGAGCCCUGGGAAGCCGCUACUAGCCUCCGCCAGCGAUGAUGGGACAAUCAAGCAGCAUUAGCUCUUGAACACUCUUCAACCAAAGCCGCACGUGCCAUGGUGAUUGUGCUUGGAACUAAAGGAGCAUCAAAUGCAGUGCAAUCUAUCCAAUCCUUCAACAGCUCCUCCUGACCCCAUAUUUCUGGAAUCCAAACCCUUCCAGCCACUUCAACCCUAUGCCUCUUCAGCCUCUCACGUCCACUAUCCUCUCCCAAAGCCUCUGCCACGCUUGUUUUUUCUGCAACAUCCAUUGCAUGUGAAGGCUCCUUCAAUGCCACUUUCUCUUUAUUGCAAAAAAGGGUUUUUGAUGCAGAUGGGUUUUGUGUAACAUCCUUAUCUCUAUCAUCAUCAUGGCUACGAGUGCUCAAGAAGGGUCCUUCUUCUUGUUCUUGCUCCAUGUUGAUGUUAUCUUUAGAUGGGUGGGGACUGUUUAGGUCCAAUGGUUGAGAAGGAAUCUGGUGAUGAGAUUCAGAAGGGGAUUGGUGAGCCAUGAAAGGGUUGUUUGCUUUUCAUGCAGAGUGAGAUUGGAGUGAUUUUAUUUGUUUGUGUGUGGUGUAUUCAUUGAUGAGUUACAAUCUUCUUGUGUAGAGGAGAUUUGAAAUUGGAGAGGGUGGCUUUGUGUGGGGAAUAAAGCAAAGGGAGUGGGUGGGAAAUUAGUUUACACGUCGCCCACAAGAGCUUCUUUUGAAUGGUAAGUGACAAAUGUACGUGUCUUGUUUGAGAUGGGAUUCUAUUUGUGUGGUUUGGUUCCCACUUGCUUAGUAUUGAAAAAAUCCAAAAUGGAAUGAAAAGAAAAAGAAAGGCUCUGUGGGAAAGGAGAUCAGUGGGAGAGAGUACUGAGGCCUUUGUAAUUCCUUGGAUUGAUUUUUGGAGGAUUGAGGUUGACGUUGAUCUACUUGCCUAAGAAUAUAUGAUUCUUGGCUUUUAACCAAUGAGGUUGGAUUAUGUGAUUUUUUUUUUAAUCUCUCUUUUUAUUUCAUUUCAGCAACGCAUUAUCAUUUUCAUUAUUAUUCUAUCCAAAUUGAAAAAUACAAAUACGUGUGUUG
This is a messenger RNA of Abrus precatorius (Indian licorice), 2211 nucleotides long. Its product is annotated as protein CIA1. Gene Ontology annotation, biological process: iron-sulfur cluster assembly. The transcript is spliced from 11 exons. Lineage: Eukaryota; Viridiplantae; Streptophyta; Magnoliopsida; Fabales; Fabaceae. Gene Ontology annotation, molecular function: protein binding. Gene Ontology annotation, cellular component: cytosolic [4Fe-4S] assembly targeting complex. Bases 177 to 1187 code for a protein of 336 amino acids. The record is from RefSeq and is a predicted model, not a curated record.